AUGGCGAAGAAAGCAAAGGCCCGCAAGCUAACCACGAAGCAGACGAGCUACCUCGCGCCGGAACGGCUCUACACCCGCGACGGCUUCAUGCGAGCGGCGGGGUUGAGCAUGUCGCGAUUGAGCGACGCCCGCCACGACCACGGCUUGGUGCCGAAGUGGCUGACGGUCGGCGCCAAGCAGUUCAUUGACGGCACGGAUGCGAUCGCCUUCAUCAAGCAACUUGCGGCCGCCGAAGCUGCCGAGAAGGAACGCCAUCCCAUGCCCAUGAAAUCAGCCCUGCGGCAGCAAGUCGAAGCGCUCACGCGCAACCGCCAACUGUCGAGCGGGCAACUUCGGCAGCGAAUAGCCCAGCUGCUCGAGGGCCCGUCCGUCGUUCCGAAUGCUCUGGCGCCGCGGCGCACUGCCGGCCUGGUUCGCAGCCGCUGGGACCUCGGAAGGCGAGAUAGCAUCGCCACCGUACGAGCCUAUUUAAUGGCUGCGAACUCUCCUGCGCCAGUGCAAUCAGCGCCGGACGCCCGGGAAAUGACCAAGGCCGACAUCUGCAACGUCGAGCCGCCGUCUGAUGCCGAGGCACGGUUCCUCAAGGGCGCUGAUCAAUUGGCGAUUACAGCCGACGAACUACAGCGAAUCGCCGAAGUCGAGAAGCUGAACGAAGCUCUACGGGGAUUGCUGAGAGUCAAUCCGAACGACUCCGACGGCAAGGAUGCCGCCGCAGGCUACGUUUCGGCAGACGACGGCCGGCACUAUGAGAACGGCAUUCCUCCGGUCGAGUUUGCUCUCGACUGGCAGUCGCACGUUUCCCAAUGCGGCGGCGACAUUGCCGCCACGGUCCUUCACCACCUGCGUUGGAAUAUCGCGGAGCAUCAGAAGCUUCUCGACGCCACGGUAAAGCGGCUUCGCGAGGCCAAGCUGGUCGGCGCCGAUGAAGACGAGACGGAAAUGCUGGCCCGCGGCGUCAUGAGACGAGUGAUUGCCAGAAAGACCGGCUACUCGACAGCUACGGUCAACAGAGUCCGCAGGGGCCUCUGCGAGGCUCUCACUAUCAAGCGGGCGACAGUGGAAGAGAUCCUCGGCCCCCGGCAAAAAGGUGGGCACGACCCGACACCUGACGAGAUCGCUGCGGCCUGCGAAGCGAUACGAAAGGUGCGAGAACGCGAAGACUUGGCGAUCGCCGAAGCAGAGGCCGCCUACACCUCUGCCUAUAUCGAUAGCGAAGGGGGUCGCCUAUGA
Molecule: messenger RNA, 1230 nt
Organism: Symbiodinium sp. CCMP2456
Lineage: Eukaryota; Dinophyceae; Suessiales; Symbiodiniaceae
Source: the annotation of a GenBank genome assembly